ACAUCACUAGCUAGUAUCAAUGAAGCAGCUAAGAAUUUUACUUUGUGCAGGAAAACGACAAACGCAAAGCAAAAAAUACCAUUGAAGUGUGAGCAAUUGAACAAUUGUACAAUUGAAUUGCAACAGCAACGGCAGUCGCAGCAAAUCAAAUUCCAUUAAUUGAAAUCAAAGCAACAUUAGUUUCUCACUUCCAUCCCGUGCCAUCAUAUUCAUAUAGCAUUCCGACACCUGCAAAAAAGUGCCACACAGACGACGAAAGGGGUCGCAAAAUAAACAAGAGGAAUCAAAAUGCGUGUGCUAGCGCCAUCGCACAUAUUAAAUAUUAAAUCAAUAUUUCUGGCUGUAAUCGCCACACUGUUGACGGCACCCAAUGCGGUCCUCACGCGCAAACAUCACUUGGAAGUUCGAAAUGACAUGCGCCCGUAUAUUGCCCUCAGCACAUUUGGUUUCUAUACAAAUGGACAUUUGGACGUCCAGCUGAGCAUGCUAACAAUUGACGAUGAGCAGUCGACGGAUUUGUUUGGUCUUUCGUUGGACAAGACAACCAUUGAUCAGCUGAAUCCCUACCUGGACUCGCAUCAAAAUAAGUGCAUACUGGAGGAGCCGCCGUCCAAUCAGAAAAGUGGACCAAUUCUAUUCUUUGUGCUGGAUCUAAAGGAGUUAAAAGUGCGUGUGCAGUGCUCACCGGAAUGGGUUAACAAGCAUGUCUACAAGGAUGUGAUGUACCGUCGCAAGCGAAACUCUCAUAUCGCAAAAGUUAGUGAUACGGCGCUGUUCAUGCAACAGCGUCGUCGUCGUGCCGUGAUGCCCGUGAGCUCAGACGAGCUGGGCGAUGAAUUGGAUCGUUCGGCUGAGGAACCCAUUUUGUCCUCACAGAUUGUUGCGGGCAAAAUUGAAACAGCUUCCAAGUUGGACUCUGGCGUUAAAGAGCAGAAUGCAGAGACUGCUGUUGGUAAGGAGCCCAAAUCUGCUGUUGCUCAUCCAAAAAUCGAAGUAUCAAGUGCUUUGCCAGUUGCUGCACUGCCGCCACUUGAAGUGGAGGCCGGUGCUGGCUCAGUUGCUGAUGAUGGUGCCAUUGCGGCCGCAGCAUCUUCUUCGGCCAGCAACAACAACAAGAAACAUGACGAUGCUGAACUACAACCAUCGCUGCCCGUCGAGAAUGCUCCGGGAGUGGUGCCAAACUUUUACGAUUCCAAUUCGUACAGGCAAUCGCAGGAAGAGCUGUGCAAGAAUUUUACGCUGCCGUUAAUUAAAAAAACGAUCGACGGCACCAACUAUUACAAUUUUACGUUCUCCAUGUUUGUGGCCACACAGCACGACGAGGGCUUAUACAAUUUAUAUUUCCACGCCUGUCCAAACUACGAUCGCCCCAAGAUAUUGUCGUUUAAUGUGGACAUUGAGGAGAAUAACAAUGGCAACUAUUUGUCAGCAGGUGAAAUGCCGCUGCCAGCUCUGUACUUUAUGAUGAGUCUGCUAUUCUUCUUGUCCGGCCUGUUCUGGGUGUUCAUACUUAAAAAGAGCAAGCACACCGUCUACAAGAUACACUAUCUGAUGGCUGUUCUCGUGUUCCUCAAGUCACUUUCCCUUAUGUUCCAUUCUAUUAAUUACCAUUUUAUCGAAAAACGUGGCGAACAUGUGGAAACCUGGGCCAUUCUCUACUAUAUUGCUCACCUUCUGAAGGGCGCCGUACUUUUUAUAACAAUUGUACUUAUCGGCACCGGGUGGACAUUCAUUAAGCAUAUACUAUCCGAUAAGGAUAAGAAGAUCUUCAUGAUUGUCAUUCCGCUCCAGGUUCUGGCAAAUGUGGCUCAAAUCAUUACAGACGAAUCGGAUCAGAGCGACGCCGAGUUCCGCACCUGGCAUAACAUAUUCUUCUUCGUGGAUCUCCUUUGCUGUGGUGCCAUACUCUUCCCAAUUGUGUGGUCGAUCCGCCAUCUGCAUGAGGCGUCUGCUACAGAUGGCAAGGCAGCAAUUAAUCUGCGAAAACUAAAGCUGUUCCGCCAAUUUUAUAUCAUGAUUGUCUGUUACAUUUACUUUACGCGCAUCAUUGUCGACUUGCUGCAGAUGACCGUUGUCUUUCAGUACGCCUGGCUGGAUGAGAUGUUCCGGGAGAUGGCCACAUAUGUGUUCUUUGUGCUAACAGGCUACAAAUUCCGUCCAGUCUCAUCGCACCCAUACUUCACAGUGCCCGACGAUGAUGAGGAUGACGAGGUGGAGGUGUUCACUGAAUCCGGCCUUACAGCGUCGGUGCAUCGCAUUAAGCCGCUGAAUCGCUCGGCCCAUUCCAACAGCAUCACCAUCAUUGAGGGUAACGAUGAUGAGCGCGAGAAUCUGAUUGCGAAACGAGAGUCAAGUCAUGAAUACGAUUAGAUUUUUGAGAAAACACCAUACACACGCAUAUAUGUAUAUAUAUAUAUGAUGAUAUAUAUAAUGAUAUACAUUUAUAUAAUUAUGUUUGUAUAGAAUACGCACAUAACUGCAAUCGUACUUUAAGCCAGAUGAAUUCCAACUAUCGCCAGCUGUUGGGAUAAUGGGUGGAUGUUUGGUAGGCUUUGGGAUGAAUCAUGUUUAGUUUGUAGUUAACCUCGCUCCCCUCCAAAGAGAGCCCGUCCAACCCGAACGCACGUGUAAAUAGAAAACGACGCUUCACCCGUUGAUCCGCACACCCCACCCCCGCCUCGACCCGUCACGCCAUCAGAUCGAUGCUUAUACCCUAUCAUUUGACGGCAUCAUUGAUAUAAUUUUAAUGAAUAUACGAUACAUAUAUACAUAUAAAGCUUUAAUAUAAUAUACCACAUUGAUCAA
Molecule: messenger RNA, 2805 nt
Organism: Drosophila grimshawi
Lineage: Eukaryota; Metazoa; Arthropoda; Insecta; Diptera; Drosophilidae
Product: protein GPR107
Exons: 7
Coding region: 289-2370 (693 amino acids)
Biological process (GO): transport
Cellular component (GO): membrane; Golgi apparatus
Source: RefSeq, a predicted model, not a curated record